AUGCUUCCCAAAACAGACGCCGUCGUCACGGAGGCCAUCCACGCCAUCGCCGAAUCCUUUAAUGCCCAACUCCAAGAGCUUCGCUCUUCCCAGCUUGAAUUAAAAACUGCCUUGGAAAACAAACUCGAUUCCACCCUUACUGACAUCCAUCACCAGAUUUCCCAACUAAAUAUAGCAAAUUCUCAAAAAUCACCAUCCACAAUCGAUACAUACAAAGGGGUUCUUUCUGCAAAACCAACACCAUCAAGUUUUCCACCGCCCUCUACCUCUGUUUUCCAACCAAAAACCCCCAAAUACUUUUUGACCCAUUUUGAUGGCAGCAACGUUCAUGCUUGGAUUUUUCAGGCUGAACAAUACUUUUCCUAUUACUCGAUUGCCCCUGAUCAGCGUAUACCCAUUGCUGGCUUUUUCAUGACCGGUGAGGCCCUGACCUGGGUCCAAUGGAUGCACCGCCACAGUUUGCUCUCGGAUUGGGAUUCCUUUACUCGCGAACUGGAAAUUCGCUUUGGUCCUUCCAUCUUUAUGAAUCCCCAAACUGCUCUUUUCAAAUUGAAGCAGACCAGCACCGUUGCAAACUAUCAGAGAGAGUUUGAACUCCUCACCAACAGAGUGGCUGGUUUUUCCGAUGAACAUCUGCUCAACCUCUUUGUAUCUGGUCUACGGCAGGAUAUCCAACGUGAGGUUAUUAUCCAAAACCCAUAUUCAUUAACCAUGGCUUUGGCUUUAGCUAAGCUUUAUGAAGCCAAGAUUGCGGAGACUCGACCACAAUAUAGGGCCCCUACUACGCCGCCCACUCCGCCCUUGCCUUCUCGGAACUCACAGCUUCCUUCUACGGUUCCAACUUCUAAGGCCUCACCGUUAUCAGCCGGAAGAUUUCCCAUUCGCCGCCUUACAGCUACUGAAAUGCAGGCUCGGCGCUCUAAGGGGUUGUGUUUCAAUUGUGACGAGCAGUUCAAACCAGGGCAUCGUUGCAAAACGACCCCUUUUCUGCUUUUACAGUCUCAUGAGGAGUCUUUCGAGCCAGUUCCACCAUUGAACGACACUCCUAUGGAUCUUUAUCCUCCCUCAGUCGAACUGUCGGCACUGCCAUUGCCACCGCCACCUACUCACUCUCCGGCGACCGACACCAGUGACUUUCAGGUCUCCCUUUACGCUCUAUAUGGCCACUCCUCCCAAUCUUGUAUGAAAUUACAGUGCCAGAUUAGAGGACUUCCAUUCACGGUGUUAAUUGAUUCGGGGAGUACCCAUAAUCUCAUCCAACCAAAAGUGGCUCGUCAUUUGGGACUAUUAAUUGAGCCGGCGCCACCUCUCUCCGUUAGAGUGGGAAACGGUGACGUUUUACAUUGUCAAGGGAUGGUCUCGGCGCUACAAAUAGACCUACAAGGUGUAAAUUUUGCCCUAGAUCUAUAUCUUUUGGAUGUGCAUGGAGCUGAAGUUAUUCUUGGAGUGCAAUGGAAAAUGGGUUACUAUUUCGGGUCAUCGUCCUCUUCAGGCCGACCCAGUCACCCCCAACAACUCCAUCGUUGGGCCCAAACAGAUGCCAUUUCUUCAGCCAAUUGGUUGACUCUUCAAGCUACUACAUCAGAAGACCUAGAACAGUCACUGCCGCUUGACUCAGUUCCUCCUGCCUUGGCGGCACUUUUACAACGCUUUUCCAAGGUCUUCGAAACCCCUAAAGGCCUACCUCCAAAACGUCAACAUGAUCACCACAUUCACCUCAUUCUGGGAUCGAAGUCUGUGAAUGUAAAACCCUACCGUUAUCCCCACAGUCAGAAGAAGGAUAUGGAAAUUCUUAUUAUCGAAAUGCUGCAAGAGGGUGUGAUUCGUCCAAGCACCAGUCCCUUCUCAUCACCAGUUUUGUUAGUUCGCAAAAAAGAUGGAUCAUGGCGGUUUUGUGUUGACUACAGGGCCCUCAAUGCGAUAACCAUACGAGAUCGUUUUCCAAUCUCUACAAUUGAUGAACUAUUGGAUAAACUUCAUGGAGCCUCUGUGUUUACAAAGAUUGACUUGCGAGCGGGCUAUCACCAGAUACGGAUCGCAGAACCAGAUAUCUCAAAGACAGCAUUUCGUACUUCCGAUGGGCACUUUGAAUUUCAGGUGAUACCUUUCGAUCUUACUAACGCACCCUCUACUUUUCAAUCUGCUAUGAACGACCUCUUUAGACCUUUUUUGAGGCGUUUUGUCUUAGUCUUUUUCGAUGACAUAUUGGUAUACAACAAGUCUUUGGAAGAGCACUUGACUCACUUGCAACAGGUUCUGAAUCUACUAUUAGAACAACAAUUUUAUGCCAAGCUGUCCAAAUGUUCUUUUGCUCAGUCUUCAAUUGAUUACCUGGAGCACAUCAUAUCUGAUCAGGGUGUUCAAGUCGACCCAUCGAAAAUUGAAGCAGUCAUGGCUUGGCCUCAGCCAUCGAAUGUCAAGAGCCUCCGCGGGUUUUUGGGAUUAACAGGGUACUAUCGCAAGUUUGUGGCUCACUACGCCACCAUUGCAGCACCAUUGACAGAUUUGCUUAAGUCGAAGGCCUUUCAUUGGACACAAUCGGCCUCUGAUGUGUUUGAAAAGUUGAAGCAAGCACUGACUUCUACGCCCUGUCUAGCUCUUCCGGAUUUUUCGAAACCAUUCGAAGUCACCACUGAUGCUUCUAAUGUUGCGGUGGGAGCGGUAUUGUCCCAAGACAGCCAUCCCCUGGCUUAUUUCAGUAAGAAAUUAAAUCCUAAGCUCCAAAACUCUUCAACAUAUGUAAGGGAGAUGUAUGCUAUAACCGAAGCUUUUAAAAAGUGGAGGCAGUAUUUGCUUGGGCGACCUUUCAUCAUUUAUACCGAUCAACAGAGCUUGCGAGGAUUGAUGAACCAAACAAUCCAGACUCCUGAGCAGCAAAAAUGGUUGGUAAAGUUACUUGGAUUUCAAUAUUCAAUUCAAUAUAAGCCUGGGACACAAAACAAGGUUGUGGAUGCCUUGUCUCGCUCUUUUCCUGUGGAAGCUAAUUGCUUAGCUAUAUCGGGUCUUGUCUUCUCUUUUUUGGAUGAUUUAAGGCAGUAUUUCAUCAGUGACACACGAGGAAAACUAUUCUUUCAACAAUGCCAAGACUCCCCAUCUGAGUUUACUAUAGUCAAUGGCUUGAUCAUGAGAGAUGGGCGGAUUGUUAUACCAGAUUCACACCCUCUCCAACAGACCUUGCUCCAUGAGUUCCAUAGCACUCUCACAGGAGGCCAUGCCGGUAUUUCUCGCACCUUGGUGAGACUCUCUGCUAGUUUUUGGUGGAACAAUAUGAGGAAAUCAGUCAAGGAGUUUGUAUCAACUUGCAAGGUGUGUCAAGAGGUGAAGUAUUUAACCUCUAAACCACAAGGGCUGCUAGAGCCCCUUCCUAUUCCAUCCCAGGCUUGGCAAGAUAUUGCCAUGGACUUUAUCACUCACCUUCCUAUCUCUCAUGGCAAGGUAACUAUAUGGGUCAUUGUAGACAGAUUUUCCAAAUAUGCGCAUUUCUUAGCUUUACCAGCGGGUGUUACUGCUCCUCAUUUGGCUGCUAUAUUUGCUCAAGAGAUAGUCAAGCUUCAUGGGAUACCUCGAAGUAUUGUUAGUGAUCGAGACCCACUCUUUGUGAGCAAGUUUUGGAAUGAACUGUUUAAGCUACAAGGAACUCAACUACCAAUGAGUAGUGCCUAUCAUCCUCAAACGGAUGGACAGUCGGAGGUCUUAAACCGUUGCCUGGAGACUUACUUGCGAGCCUUUGUGUCUGAGAAUCCCAAGCAGUGGACUCGAAUUCUUCAUUGGGCGGAAUGGUCAUAUAACUCCUCCUUUCAUUCAGCAGCAUGUAUGACCCCUUUUCAAGCCUUGUAUGGGUUCCCUCCGCCAUCCAUUCCAUCAUAUCUUCCUGGUUCUACCACUGUUGCACAACUGGAUGACAGCCUUAUUGAUAGACAACAGCUUUUAAAACAAUUAAAGGCUAACCUUGCUCGAGCCAGCAACAGAAUGAAGAUUCAGGCUGAUAGAAAGAGGGUUGAAAAGCAAUUCACUGAAGGAGAUUUAGUCUUGGUUAAGCUUCAACCAUACCGACAGCAAUCUGUCGUUUCCAGGACAUCUCAGAAGCUUUCCAAGAAAUAUUUUGGUCCAUACAAGAUUCUGCAGAAGAUUGGGCCAGUUGCCUAUAAAUUAGAAUUGCCAGAGGGAUCGCGAGUUCAUCCAGUUUUUCACGUUUCGUUGCUGCGGGCAUUCAAAGGGGACUUACCAGCAACUCCAUCACCCCUUCCAACAGAGUGUGUUAAUGGUCAACCUACCUUAGAACCAGAGCUGAUUUUGAAGAGCCGCCAAGUGAAACAAGCUAAGAAGGUUUUGACACAAGUGCUGGUUAAGUGGAAGCAGCUACCAGAGUCGGAUUCGACGUGGGAAUGGGCCGAGGACAUCUCUUCCAGCUUUCCUAAUUUCAACCUUGAGAACAAGGUUGUCAUACAAGAGGGAAGUAAUGUUAUGAGUUCAUCUUCCAAUGGUAGCAGCCUAGGUCCAAGAAGCAAAAGAGUGGGAAUGAAGCCCAGCAGGGACCACACUAAUUUACAAGGACCCAUACCUGAUGAACUUGGCCAGUUAUCAAUAUUGGAGAUUUUUCAACUUUCUUCAAAUAAUUUGUCUGGAAUUAUUCCUCCAUCAAUCUAUAAUCUUUCUUCCAUAUACCGUUUCUCUGUUGCUGAUAACCAGUUGCAGGGUUAUCUUCCACCGGAUAUUGGUCUCACCCUUCCUAAUCUAGAAGAGUUGUAUGAUAACCAGUUAACUGGUACCAUCUCUGAGGUUGUUGGGAAGCUUCAAAAAUUGGGAGUUUUGUAUUUGAGUGGUAAUAGACUUUCAGGACUGUUGCCAUCUUCACUUGGAAAUUUAACUGAAUUAACUAGGUUCUUGAUGGACAACAAUAGAUUUGAGGGGAUUAUACCUCCAAGCUUGGGAAACUGUCAAAAGUUGCUUGUGCUAAAUGUUUCCAACAAUAAUCUCAGUGGCCCCAUUCCUAGAGAGAUUAUGACUAUUUCUUCCCUGUCAAUUGCUUUGUCCAUGUCUAAUAACUCUUUGAGUGGCUCAAUUCCAGCCGAAGUUGGCAAGUUGAACAAUCUUGUGAAGUUAGACUUAGCAGAUAAUAGACUUUCAGGUGAAAUUCCAAGCAGCCUUGGUGGCUGUGUUAGUUUACACCGCCUGUAUUUGGAAGGUAAUGCAUUUGAAGGAACGAUUCCUUUAGCCUUGGAGUCUUUAAGAGGUAUAGAAGAAAUAGAUCUUUCACGCCACAAUCUGUCCGGACAAAUUCCAAAUUUUCUCAGCAAGCUUUCAUUUCUCAAGCAUCUCAAUCUUUCUCAUAAUGAUUUUGAAGGAGAAGUGUCAGAAGCAGGCAUAUUUGGAAAUGCAAGCGCCUUUUCUGUCAUUGGAAACAAUAAGCUUUGUGGCGGUGUCCAAAAUCUAUAUUUACCUUCGUGCACAAGAAAAGGUCAAGGAAGUCAUAUUGGUCUGAAGGUAGUAUUACUUGUCACAAGUGCAGUUAUUGUUGUCAUUCUUUUAUGUUCCUAUGCUUCAUGUUAUCUAUUGAGGAACUCAAGGAGUCGGUCCGGUGCACUCUCUAAGCAAGGAGAUUCUAGGAGUUUCAUGGAUGAGUGCAAUGCUUUGAGAAGUGUGCAACAUCGCAACCUCCUCAAGAUCAUCACUGCUUGCUCUUCUAUUAAUCAUCAAGGAAAUGACUUCAAGUGUCUUGUAUUUGAGUACAUUCCUAAUGGAAAUCUGGAUCAGCGGCUGCACCCUGGAGCUGAUGAUCAGUUCUUAUCAAUUAAUCCCUGCAAUGAUAUUCAUAGCCUAUCGGUUCAGCCAAAGGGUUCCAUUGGGUAUCCUGAGUAUGGCAUAGGAGGUCAAACGUCUAUACCUGGAGAUAUCUACAGCUAUGGAAUACUAUUACUGGAGAUGUUUACCGGUAAAAGUCCAACUAAUGACAUGUUCAACGAAGACUUGAGCCUUCACAAUUUUGUCGAAGUAGCCUUGCCUCAAUAUGCCAUGGAUGUGGUUGACCUAUCAAUGUUUUCCAAAGAAGAUAACAGCAAAGAAGAGAUCACUGCUGAAACCUUGGUGGAAGAAUUUGUAGUUCCUGUGAUGAAAAUUGGACUCUCUUGUUCUGCAACAUUACCAGCUGAGCGGAUGAUUAUGAUUGCUGUUGUCAACAAAUUGAAUGAUAUCAAGGAUAGAUUCAUGAAGCUAAUAAGUAACAGCAAAAGAAGGAUAAGAAAGCAUUAUUGA
Corchorus capsularis is the source of this 6252-nucleotide messenger RNA. NCBI's taxonomy places the organism in Eukaryota, Viridiplantae, Streptophyta, Magnoliopsida, Malvales, Malvaceae. The record is from the annotation of a GenBank genome assembly.